Striga asiatica is the source of this 435-nucleotide messenger RNA. The record is from the annotation of a GenBank genome assembly. Lineage: Eukaryota; Viridiplantae; Streptophyta; Magnoliopsida; Lamiales; Orobanchaceae.
AUGAGCGAAGAGCUAGCAAGUGCUUUCAAGGAUAGGAAACCAGACAGAUCCAUUGUGAACGAUUUGUAUAAAAGGACUUAUGAGGAGUCUGCGGUGCUCACGCUAGAAAGGGAUCGUCAAAAGUCAGAUCUGGAGGACAUCGGGGAUCGACAUGAGCAUCACCUCGAGGCAAUGAAGCAAGAGAUGGAGAUACUGAAGAAGAACCACACAUUACAGUUUGAUGAAGGCUUCGCGAUCAGCCUGGAGCACAGAAGAGAGGCUAGCCAGCUAGAAGAGAAGGAGAUAGGCUACGCCAAAGGCUUCAAGAUGGGUGAAGAAAAGGGAAUAAAGGUCGGCAAAGAGAUGGGAGAGGGGUCUGAGGUCAUCAAGGCUGCCAAUUUGGUCGAAGCAAAAUGGGCAGGAGCCAUCCGUUGGGUGUUGAAGACCAUAGAGAGA